AUGGAUUUAUUUCUGGACUCAAUUUCCCAGGAACUCUGCUAUUCCACAAGGGGGGAAAUGCCUCUGCUGAAGUUUCUGUAGCUCCAGUUUCGUGAAUAAAGAUCUGUCACCUUGGAGUUAUUCACAGCAGCUCUGUCACUACUAACUGACUCAUCCAUCUGCUUCAAGAAAAUGUUUGCUGUCCACUUGCUAGCUUUCCAUUUCACAAAGCUAAAAGAGGAUCAAAUAAAAAAGGUGGACAGGUACCUGUACCAGCUGCGCCUCUCUGAUGAUGUCCUGCUGGAUGUGACAGCUCGCUUCCAGGCCGAGAUGGUGAAGGGGCUGGGCAGAGACACAAACCCCACGGCAGCGGUGAAGAUGCUGCCCUCGUUCGUGCGCUCGCUGCCCGAUGGCUCAGAGAAGGGUGAAUUCCUUGCUGUGGACCUGGGCGGUUCCCAGUUUCGUGCCCACCAGGUGAAGGUGUUUGAUGACGGGAAGCAGAGCAGCCAGCUGGAGAGCAAGUUCUACCCCACGCCCCAGGAGGUCACGCAGGGGAGCGGAGCCGAGCUCUUUGAUUACGUUGCUGACUGUCUGUCAGACUUCAUGGAGGCCAAAAACCUGAAGCAUAAGAAGUUACCUCUCGGCUUUACGUUUUCUUUUCCAUGCAAACAGACCAAGCUGGAGGAGGGGGUUCUUCUUGCGUGGACAAAACACUUCAGGGUCCGAGGAGUUCAGGACACAGACGUGGUCAGCUCUCUGCGCAGGGCCCUCCAGAAGCAUCAGGACAUAGAUGUUGAUGUUCUGGCACUGGUCAAUGACACGGUGGGAACCAUGAUGACUUGUGGAUAUGAUGACCAGCGCUGUGAAGUUGGACUCAUAAUUGGGACUGGCACCAACGCCUGCUACAUGGAGGAGAUGAGGCACAUCAGCCUGGUGGAGGGGGAUGAAGGGAGGAUGUGCAUUAACACGGAGUGGGGGGCCUUCGGAGACGACGGUGCUUUGGAUGACCUCCGCACAGAGUUUGAUCGGGAGCUGGAUCUGGGAUCUCUCAACCCUGGAAAACAAUUGUUUGAGAAGAUGAUUAGCAGCCUGUAUUUGGGGGAACUUGUGAGACUCAUUCUCCUAAAAAUGACAAAGGAAGGUCUGCUCUUCAAUGGGAAAGUGUCAGCGGCUCUGCUUACUAAGGGCAAGAUUGAAAUGAAACACGUGUCUGCAAUGGAAAAGUACAAGGAAGGCCUGAGCAACACAAAAGAGAUCCUUACAGAGCUGAACCUGUUUCCCUCUGAGGAGGACUGUGUGGCUGUUCAGCACGUGUGCACCAUCGUUUCCUUCCGCUCGGCCAACCUCUGCGCCGCCGCCUUGGCAGCCAUCCUGACCCGGCUCAGGGAGAACAAGAAGCUGCUGAGGAUGCGAACCACUGUUGGGAUUGAUGGGGGGCUCUACAAAACCCACCCCAAGUACGCCAAACGCCUGCACAAGGUGGUGAGGAGGCUGGUGCCCACGUGCGACGUGCGGUUCCUGCUGUCGGAGAGCGGCAGCGGCCGGGGGGCCGCUGUGGUCACGGCGGUGGCACGCAGGCUGGCGGCCCAGCGCCGGCGCCUCGACGCCGCGCUCGCGCCCUUCCUGCUGCCCCCCGGCACCCUCCGCGAGGUGAGGGACAAGAUGAGGGCUGAGCUGGAGCUCGGGCUGAAGAGAGAGAUGCAGGCCCAGGCCACGGUGAAGAUGCUGCCCACGUACGUCUGUGGGACACCAGAUGGAACAGAGAAAGGGAAGUUCCUUGCCCUUGACCUCGGUGGCACAAAUUUCAGGGUUCUGCUGGUCAAAAUCAAAAGCGGGAGAAGAAGAUCAGUGCAAAUGUAUAACAAAAUCUUUGCCAUUCCUUUGGAGAUCAUGCAAGGGACAGGAGAAGAGCUCUUUGACCAUAUUGUCCAGUGCAUAGCAGACUUUCUGGAGUAUAUGGGGAUUAGAGGUGCUCGUCUUCCUCUGGGCUUCACCUUCUCCUUCCCCUGCAGGCAAGCCAGCAUUGACAAGGGAACACUUGUGGGCUGGACAAAAGGAUUCAAGGCAACAGACUGUGAGGGGGAAGAUGUUGUUGAUAUGCUAAGAGAGGCUAUCAGGAGAAGAAAUGAGUUUGACUUGGACAUUGUAGCAGUGGUGAAUGACACUGUUGGGACCAUGAUGACUUGUGGCUAUGAGGAUCCAAACUGUGAGAUUGGCCUUAUUGCAGGAACAGGCACCAAUGUUUGCUACAUGGAGGACAUGAAAAACAUAGAAAUAGUGGAAGGGAAUGAAGGAAAAAUGUGCAUUAAUACAGAAUGGGGAGCAUUUGGUGACAAUGGCUGCAUUGACUACAUCAGGACAAAAUAUGAUAGAGAAGUAGAUGAAGGCUCACUAAACCCAGGGAAACAGAGGUAUGAAAAAAUGACCAGUGGAAUGUACCUAGGUGAAAUAGUAAGGCAAAUUUUGAUUGACUUAACCAAACAAGGGCUGCUAUUCAGAGGUCACAUUUCGGAAUCACUCAGGAAAAAAGGCAUAUUUGAAACAAAAUUCCUGUCUCAGAUUGAGAGUGACCGGCUCGCCCUCCUGCAGGUGCGGCGCAUCCUGCAGCAGCUGGGCCUGGACAGCACCUGUGAGGACAGCAUCAUUGUCAAGGAGGUGUGUGGAGCUGUUUCAACAAGAGCUGCCCGGCUCUGUGGGGCAGGGCUGGCUGCUGUUGUGGAGAAGAAGAGGGAGAACCGAGGUGUGGAGCGCUUGCAAAUCACUGUUGGAGUGGAUGGGACUCUGUACAAGCUCCAUCCGCAUUUUUCUAGGAUCCUGCGGGAAACAGUGAAGGAGCUGGCCCCUCAGUGUGAUGUGACUUUCAUGCUUUCUGAAGAUGGAAGCGGGAAGGGAGCUGCCCUCAUUACUGCAGUUGCAAAAAGAUUGCAUAAUGUUGGACAGAAGUAGAAAUGAGUGGUCAAGUAAUUUCAGCCCUGCCAGGCGUGUGCAGCAGGGGUUUGCUGAGUGGUGAUUCCAGAUAGCUCUGCCAGACACCAGCACACAGGUACCUUCUUUUGAGGAGCAGCUGGUUUUGACCAAGCAGGAUUGUGGACUUUUGGUAACUUGGAUUAAGUGUUUCUGCUCCCCACUGGCAUUAUGUCUUGGCAUACCACAGUCUACUCAGUUCUGUACUUCCUGCAAUGCAUCUCCAAUGCAUGUGGGAGAGUGAAAACAAAACAAAUGAAAUCAACCCAAAUGUGUCUUUUUACAAGAUCUUAAUUAAGCUACUGCACCACAACUGAGUUUAUCACCAGUCUCUUAGGAUUCGUGUGCUUUGUUUUGUCUUGCCCUGGCUCAAAGAAUAUUGAGAUUCUGAUGUUGCAUCUUAUCUAGUGGAUAUAUUCGUUCAAUGCUUCACAGGUUUUACAAUAAAUUUGCAGGUGAAAUAAAUGAAUGGAACUUUGGUCAGUGAUGCUCCCCCGCUGCUGCACCGGUUGCAAGUGUAAUGCAAUACUUCCCUGAGGACAGGAGGCAUGUUUAAUAGAGGAAUGUAAAGGAAAAAAAUGGGAUUCCACAGAAUAUCAGUUUGUGUCAAAAUAUGUCCAUGAAUCUGAGUCACAUAAAGCUAAACCAAUGCUGCAUGGAGUCUGACUGUGACUGAUUCUUUUGAUACUGGAGGAAACAGAGAAUGUAGAAGGAGCUACAGAGUCUGCAAUGUCUUGUGUCAGGGCUGCAUAGAGGGUAUCAAAGGUAUCAAACAGGCCACCAAAAUAGUGUGUAGAGGGGGAAAAAAAAUCACCUAAAUUUCUGAAAGUCUCCUCUUUGUUUUCCCUCUGUUAUCUUCUUGCAUGUUCCUGAGAGAAUUGUUUCCAUUUUGUGCAAAGGAGUUUAUCCUUGGUUUUCAUUUUCUGUUGCCUGCUGCUAUGUCUGUUUGUAGUGUGUUUGUAAAUAAAUCUGUGUUGUUUUGA
Molecule: messenger RNA, 3926 nt
Organism: Vidua chalybeata
Lineage: Eukaryota; Metazoa; Chordata; Aves; Passeriformes; Viduidae
Product: hexokinase HKDC1-like
Exons: 18
Coding region: 172-2925 (917 amino acids)
Biological process (GO): glucose 6-phosphate metabolic process; intracellular glucose homeostasis; glycolytic process
Cellular component (GO): cytosol; mitochondrion
Molecular function (GO): ATP binding; mannokinase activity; glucokinase activity
Source: RefSeq, a predicted model, not a curated record